This is a messenger RNA of Physella acuta, 1368 nucleotides long. RefSeq lists its product as uncharacterized. Lineage: Eukaryota; Metazoa; Mollusca; Gastropoda; Physidae. The record is from RefSeq and is a predicted model, not a curated record.
AAAAUUAAAAACUUAAAAAUUCGAAAAAAAAUGAAGUCUUAAUUUAUGUAUCUUCGCGUCAAUAACUAUAGCAACAAUACCGUCAACAAAGGAAGUGAGAAGGAAAAAUAAAUGCGAUUGGAGAUUUCUUUUAGCAAGUCCAAGAUUGAGAUGAGCCUAGGGCUUGUCUUACGUUUGUAAUAGCCGCAGUCAACGUUUAUAUUAUACACGCAGGUUGUAUUGAUGAGCCGAACAUGCGGUUAACUCAAGUCAGAUUCAACUUAUCCACGUUUAUGCAGACGGUGGUGGGUAAGAUGAAGGUCACCAACUUUCACUUGACGGACAAGCCUGUCUUGACGGCUAGGUGCACGCUGCCUGGCUUCAGUUUCACGUACUUAGACCGACAUGGUAACUACAGAAUGGACGAUCUGACCAAGUACGGCAUCUUAGCACGACACCACCUAGUCAACCGGCCCUUCAACAACAAAACCUUCAUGGAUUAUAACGAGGCUACACGCAGCGGCCUAGUCUUCACCUCUUCCAUCCACAUAGACAUCUCCCCGGACCUCCACAAUCGUGACGUGGACAAGUCCACCAUUGACGCUGCCGUCCAGCACGGCUAUGUCGGGAACUCGUCGGAGACUUCAAGGUUCCUGCUUUUCCUGCCCGGAGACACCAAGAACCCCUUGUACCAGGCUGAGACUGGAUGCAUCCUGGUCGACCCCGCGACCAGAAAACCGAAACCCUUCCCUAACUGGUUCAAGGAGAAGUACAGAAAGGGUGGGUUCACGGACAAGCCGUUGAUACUGAAACCGUUCGAGAGGCCCCCUGUUACGUUCAUAAACAAAAUAAAGACCAUGUGGCUAGAGACAGACGCCAACAACCACGUUGCCUUCCCAGCAUUCAUAGCCUACUCCACCAACGCGAUUCACGCGGCCAUCAAGGAUAAGAAGACCGCGGCCAUGCGCGGGCUUACGGAGGAGAUCAUCUUGAACGGGCUGAAGAACUUGCAGAUCGUCAACUUUCAGGAAUGCCUCGAAGGCGACCACCUGGAUAUCCACGUCUGGCAGGACGCCGCUGAUAAGCACGUGGUCUAUUGCUCCGCGGAGAAGGGCUCCAAAAAAAUUGCCCAGAUUAAAUUCUCGUACUACGACACCUGCCAACAUGACAAAAAGUAUUUCAAACUGUCGUAAACGGUCAUUACCUAUCUGCAAAAAUAUGACGAGUACUGUUUUAUCAGAUAUUGUCAAAUUCAAAGACCUUUGUUAUAAGAUAGAGAAACAUAGCCGUAUUGCAAAUAUAUUAGUAAUAAGUUUGAAAACAAACUCGGUUACUUUACCAUGUGGUGUAUUUUACACACACGUUUUUUAAGUAUUAAAAUAGUUUUAU